Molecule: messenger RNA, 521 nt
Organism: Trifolium pratense (red clover)
Lineage: Eukaryota; Viridiplantae; Streptophyta; Magnoliopsida; Fabales; Fabaceae
Exons: 2
Coding region: 33-521 (162 amino acids)
Source: RefSeq, a predicted model, not a curated record
GAGAGCCAACAUGUUUUAAGGUUUAUCAGAGAAUGCAUAAACCAAAGGAAAAAUCAAAUGAGUGGUUUAACAAAGAACAAGCUCUGAUAGCUGAAAGUUACCAAACUAAAUUGUUUGAGAGAAAUUCUCAAAUAGGUGAGGGUAGUAACCAACAAUCUGAUGAUAGUAUAUACAUUGAAGUUGUUGGAGGCAUUAACAAGAAGGGACACAUAUUUGGAUUGGGAUCUCAAGCUGCCACUAUCAAAAAAUCUUUGAAAUGUUCUCCUUCAAUUUCUACUGAUGUGGUACAGUCAGAUAAAGUUGCUGCUAUGGAGGCUAAGAUUGAAGCAUUAACCGUUGAACUUGAGCAAAAAAAUCUUGAACAAGAAACGUUAAAACAAAAGAUGGAGCAUUGGGAGCGGAUUUUUGGAAGGUUUGUGCCUAAUAUUAAUCAAAACUCGCCGGUUCAACUUGAAAGAGAAGGUGAUAAUGAAAAUGAUGAGAUGGAUGCUAAUGAAAAUGAUGUGUUGGAUGAAGUUUAG